This is a messenger RNA of Capronia epimyces CBS 606.96, 1905 nucleotides long. RefSeq lists its product as uncharacterized. Bases 1 to 1905 code for a protein of 634 amino acids. Gene Ontology annotation, cellular component: cytosol; plasma membrane; cytoplasm. The transcript is spliced from 3 exons. Gene Ontology annotation, molecular function: protein-macromolecule adaptor activity; ubiquitin protein ligase binding. Gene Ontology annotation, biological process: ubiquitin-dependent endocytosis. Lineage: Eukaryota; Fungi; Ascomycota; Eurotiomycetes; Chaetothyriales; Herpotrichiellaceae. The record is from RefSeq and is a predicted model, not a curated record.
AUGGCCCUAAAGUUCCUGAGCGGCCACACGUCGAAUACCGGCUCGAGCAGCAGCGUCAAGUACUUCGAUAUCCGUCUUCACAAUGACUACAUCGUCUUUCGUGGCAGCGAGGAUGAGGCCUCGAGCGCUUCGCUGUCUGGGACUGUCGUCUUGUGCCUCACUGAACCCCUGAACAUCUCACACAUCGAUUUGACUUUGAGUGGUAUCCUGCAUAUGUCAUGGCAGACCACUUCCACUUCCUCCAUGUCCGGCAGACGAACCGCAUACAAGGAACGGACCUUUUUUGAGAAGAGUUGGACAUUCCGAGAGCCCGGGAAAGGAAAGACGGAGGUUCUGCAACCAGAUAAUUACGAGUGGCCAUUUCAAUGCAUUCUCGAAGGCUCUCUUCCGGAAAGCGUGGAAGGCUUAAAAGAAGCUUGGAUCAUAUACCGCCUUAAGGCUGAGAUAAGUCGCAAAAGAGGCCGAGAUAUUGUCGUCAGGAAGCCUUUGCGCAUCGUCCGCACUCUCGAUUCCAACGCCCUGGAACUUUCCCAUGCUAUGUCCGUGGAGAAUAUCUGGCCGAACAAGAUCGAGUAUUCUAUCAGCAUACCGAACAAGGCCGUUGCAUUCGGCUCCUUUGUACAAGUCGAUUUCAGGUUGAUAUCUCUCCUUAAAGGCCUCGUCAUUGGAAAUGUUUCCACUCAAGUCAAGGAAGAGCAGGAGUUUGUCGUCGAUCCCGAAUGGGGCAUCUCGGCCGGCAGCAAUGGCCACACGAAAACCGAAAGGAUCAUCGUUUCAGACCUUUACAGGAUCAAUCCGGAAGUCGAUGAGCAGAUCAUCGAGGAAGUCGCAGAGGGUUAUCAAUUCUCUCGCUAUCUAGAAUUGCCCAAAUCGCUGAAUCAAUGCCUCCAGGACUGCAACGUCAAAGGCAUCAGAGUCCGACACAAGGUCAAAUUCAACGUCCAGUUGCAUAAUCCCGAUGGUCACAUUUCGGAGCUACGAGCCAAUCUUCCAGUCACCUUCUACAUAUCACCCAGUCUUCCAAUCAACGAGAACAAUGACCUGAUCGACCAAACACCACAAGCGUCACGAGCAGCGGUUGCCAACGACUUGGCCAACUCCGCGCCGCCGGUAUAUGGCAAACAUACGCUCGAUCUUUUAUAUUCGGAUGUGGAUGGCUAUAGAACUCCAGGAACGGCUCUGUCGACUCCAGGGACGCCCUACUUACACAGUCGCCACGCAUCAUCCGAGAACCUGGCCAGCCUUACAGCCAUCACAAAUGGAACUUAUGUCUCGCCCAUAGCUCUUCAGAAUAGGCUUCAAGAUCUACGGGGCGGCAACUUCAGUCCCGUGGCGGAAGAUGAAGUGGAUCUGUACCGGGGUGACCCGGCUGAACGCUCCAGGAGAAAUUCUUCCUCUGCCCACUUGCAGGAGGAUUAUUUUGCCUCGAUAGAUGCACAAUACUCAGCAUCUUAUCCUCGAGCCGGCCCUCAGGAUUUCGGAAGUCACUCCGGAUUUCAAUCAACGACGCCAAGCCAGCCAGGAAGCAACCUCAUCUCGCGGAGGGUUUCAGAAGAAGACGAAGGACCUCAAUCUGGCACUCGGACACCGUUCCCUCAAUAUGAUCACAUGGAAGACUUAGCCAAGGUUCCCUCCUACUCGACCGCCGUCAAGACACCUCUCCCCAGGACCGAUCAAUCAAAGACCCUUCCCACAUACGGAGCGGUGGUUCAUGAACAGAGCCCCCCAACACUGACAGAACCUCCGACCGCUCACAUCCGCAAUUCUCCCAGGCUACCUGGAAGUCUGGCCUCGAGUCCUCCAGAUACAGGAAUGAGCAAUUCUCGGUCGGCCUCUCACAGAAAUGUGAGUUCCCUUCAAGAUGACGAGCGGAGAUUCAGAGUGAUGCAAAUGCGAGGUCGAUAA